AUGAUAGGUGGAAAUGAAUCUUGUUCUACAGGACCAAUACCUGUGUCAUACAUAACCUGCCUGACUUACAUUCUGGGAGAAUGGACUGGUGUGGAGCAUAUUGAAGAUUAUUUGAGUUAUGCAGUCUACCUUUUAUGGGUGCUUUUUCCACUUGCAGUAGUUUUUCUACUUCCAGGAGUUAUUGUCAUCCUCUUCUACAUUUCCAUUCUCUUACUUCAUAUUUAUAAAAGAAAGAAUGAACUGAGGGAAGCUUAUUCCAGUGAUUUCUGGGAUGGUGCAAAACUAAUGUUAGCUGCCCUAUGGGAUGGACAUGGAAGAAUAUGGCAUGGUUAUGAGCUUCACGGUACUGAAAAUAUUCCUGAAGGACCAGGGCUUAUUGUGUUUUAUCAUGGAGCUACUCCUGUUGACUAUAUCUAUUUCACGGCUAGACUUCUUAUACAAAAUAAGAAAUACUGCCACGUAGUAGCGGAUCAUUUCGUCUUCAGAUUGCCAGGUUUUAAUCUAUUACUUGAGGUACAUGGAGUUUUACAUGGACCAAAAGAAGAAUGUGUCAAGAAUUUGCAGAAGGGCCGUCUGCUGGCCAUUAGCCCAGGUGGUGUUCGGGAAGCACUCUUCAGCGACGAGAUGUAUACGAUUCUCUGGGGUGAUCGGAAGGGCUUUGCUCAGGUGGCCAUUGAUGCAAAAGUGCCCAUCAUUCCUAUGUUUACACAAAAUGUUCGAGAAGGCUUUAGGACAUUAGGAGGAAUAAAAAUAUUUAGGACACUAUAUGAACGUAUUCGAUUGCCAUUAGUUCCUUUGUACGGUGGGUUUCCAGUCAAGUUUCGUACAUUUGUUGGAGAACCCAUUCCGUAUGAACCAAAUAUAACUGCUGAGGAACUAGCUGAAAAGUCUAGAAAUUCACUCCAAGCUCUAAUAGACAAACAUCAGAAAGUACCAGGAAAUAUAUUUAGGGCUUUAAUGGAACGAUUUCAAACACAAAAGAAAGAAGAUUAA
This is a messenger RNA of Chaetura pelagica (chimney swift), 993 nucleotides long. RefSeq names its product transmembrane protein 68-like. The transcript has 7 exons. Gene Ontology annotation, molecular function: acyltransferase activity. NCBI's taxonomy places the organism in Eukaryota, Metazoa, Chordata, Aves, Apodiformes, Apodidae. The coding region runs from base 1 to 993 and encodes 330 amino acids. Gene Ontology annotation, cellular component: membrane. The record is from RefSeq and is a predicted model, not a curated record.